Messenger RNA from Halteromyces radiatus, 597 nucleotides. Its product is annotated as zinc finger, HIT-type containing 1. Bases 22 to 486 code for a protein of 154 amino acids. NCBI's taxonomy places the organism in Eukaryota, Fungi, Mucoromycota, Mucoromycetes, Mucorales, Cunninghamellaceae. Gene Ontology annotation, molecular function: nucleosome binding. Gene Ontology annotation, cellular component: Swr1 complex. The transcript has 4 exons. The record is from RefSeq and is a predicted model, not a curated record. Gene Ontology annotation, biological process: chromatin remodeling.
UUUUUUUUUUAAUUCAGAUUCAUGAAGAAGAACGAGAGGAACAAACAACCAAUACCAGUUGAUACUGAAGCACAUCAACGCCACUUAAGAAGACAAUUAGAUUCUCUAGAACGUGAUAACCAUCAAUCUUUGAACGAUGUCGAAGGUCUGAUCAGUGUAGCUUUGGCAGCUCAAGAACAAAAUGACGAAGCACCAAGGAAAUCAAGGCACAAAACCGGUACAAGCAAAUCUGGUAGAGCUAGUGUAUUUUCUACCAAGGCUAAUCUCUCUGUACUACUGGAGGAUGCUCACUUGGAAGAUUAUUCACCUGAUAUCCCUACCUACUUGACAUGUAAUGCUGCUCCUUCUAAAUACCCCCCAAGACAUUUUUGUUCAGUCUGUGGCUUUUCAAGUAGUUACAAGUGCUUACGAUGUGGUAUGAAAUAUUGCUCUCUGGCUUGUUUGAACACUCAUAAAGAAACAAGGUGUAUGAAGUGGACAGUGUAAAUAGUAGUUGUUGUAUAUAUAGAAUAGUUGUUAGUUUAGCAGUUUAUCAUAGACAUUACUUGUAAAAAAAAAAAGACAAUAAAAAUAUUUAUAAUCUUAUGAAAAAGAAAA